UAUAACAUUAUACUUUCAGGUCAAAGAACUUUGUUUAAAAACAACAGGGAAAUUCAUUAGAACAAAGGACGUAAAAUUUGCGGUAGGAAUGAUCCUAACACAUCGUGAUGAAUGCAAUAAUUGCGACGGCGUCAUAAUCGGAUGGGAACGUCAUACAGACAGACGUUAUGAAAUUUUGACAGAUAAUCUAAAUAGCGCCAGAUGGCGAAAUAAUUCAAUGCAAAUAGACUACUUGCCUUUGAAUCAUUGUAACAAUUAUCAAUUUACAGAACAGCAAACAAAUUAUAUUAUUCUUACCAAUAAUAAUAAAAUAUGUUACGUAAAUGAAGGUAAUCUCACUUUAGCAGCGCCGAAAUGGAUCGAUAAUUCCGAAAUUGGUCGCUAUUUUUGUAGAUUCGAAAAUACGCAUUACGUACCAAAUGAAAUGCUAACGAAACUUUACCCGGAAGACUCCGCUGUAAUUACAUAGAGGACAAAAUCUGCGAAUUAAUAUUAUGCAUAACAUUAUGCAAUAUUUAGAAGAAAAGUUUUAAGAAAUUUUAU
Molecule: messenger RNA, 543 nt
Organism: Nylanderia fulva
Lineage: Eukaryota; Metazoa; Arthropoda; Insecta; Hymenoptera; Formicidae
Source: RefSeq, a predicted model, not a curated record